AUGGCGGCAGCGCACACCCGGGCGAGCCCCAAUUCUGCAGCUGAAUGUGACAACCCACGCGGGUCAAUUGGCGCGCUUGUGCGUCUAAAGGCAACCUACUGUCACAUAGUGGUUUGCGUGCAGUUGCAAUGUAUCUGCAGUGUUAAAAGUUGCAAAGUUUUUGGGAGAUACAUCUGUUCUCUGAAAUAUAACUUUGCACUGUGUUUCUAUUUGUUGUGGAAUUAUUGGAGGGAUGGAGGAAACGCUUACCUUUUGAAAGAGGCAGGUCAAUCCCUCAAAAGAUGGUUCGGCGCAUCAGAGCUGCGAGGUGGAAGACUUUUGGUACAAGCCCAGCGAGGAAGAGGAAGCUCUGUACGGCACAUCACCCCCCUACACCUCCCGGCAGAUGAAAGGCAUGUCGGGAAAACACCAGAACAGCCAGGCCAGGUCGGCUGGACGCUCCCCGUUGGACACUCUCCUAACAAGAUAGACAAUCAGCCAACCCCCUCCAGUCCAUCCCAGCCCCAGAGAGAGAGUGAGCCUAACCCCUACAGGCCUAUAGAGGGGGCUGAGCGAGACCGUGAGAAGGACCCCCCAGAGGCUGAGCAACAUAACUACAAGUUGGGUAAGAAACAGACCGACCCUUCUGAGGGGAUCCAAAUAAACGUAAACAAAGCAACCGAGGAGCACCAACACAACUAUAAGCAGGGUAAAAGACAACGCGCCACCCUGCGUUCCAGCGAGGGAGACCACAAGAAGACCUUUGAAGGUUCCUUCAUGCUGGACCCGCUCUCCAAGACCUCCAGCCCCUUCGGUGGAGGCUCAGCCCUGAACAUGGACCCCAGGAAACCCUACCUAUCGCUGGGGUGUGGCAGCGGCAAGCUCCCUGUCACUAUACCCCACCCCAUGGCCCACCGCACCCACCGCCAGACCUCAAGGACAGACUGCCCUGCAGAUAGACUCAAGUUCUUUGAGACGCUGAGGUUGUUAUUGAAGCUGACUUCCAUGUCGUCCAAGAAGAAGGAGAAGGAGCAGCGAGGUCUGGAGAACUCAGCCUUCAUGGGCCAGAACAACGAGGUGGUGUGGCUGGAGCUCCAGGCGUGGCACGCAAGACGCUCCGUCAACGACCAGGAUCUGUUCCUGUUCACGGCUCGACAAGCAAUCCCAGACAUCAUCAACAAGGUGCUCCACUUUAAGGUGAAUUACCACAGCCUGAGCCCCAGCACCGUGGGUCUGGGACAACUGACCCUGGGGGUGUGUGUAGGACAACCAGGUAUGGUUGGAUCAGGGGCAUCUCCUGGCCAGGGAGCCCAGAGGACACUAGUGUUAACAGAGCCUUGCUGUGGAGGCCCAGACCAGGGUCCCAAACAGAGGUCUCCAACCCAGGCCUCAGAGACUGUUUCUGGGGAGGAGAGGGAUUUUAACCAGCCUGCUGCUGUUGGAGCCCCAGAGACGAACCAAAAUCACUUUGCUUCAGUUGACCCAUGGGGCUUCAGCGCCUGCCCUUCCUCGGCAGUAGACGCAGCGGCGCCCCUGGGCUCCGGGGCGGGGUGCAGGGAGCACCUCCAGCGCCAGCGGCUGGCCUUCGAACAGGUUAAGCGGGUGAUGGAGCUGCUGGAGUCGGUGGAGGCAUUGUACCCGUCCCUGCAGACCCUCCAGAAGGACUAUGAGAAGUACGCAGCCAGGGACUUCCAGGGCAGGGUGCAGGCACUCUGUCUCUGGCUCAACAUCACACAGGAUCUGAACCAGAAACUUUGUGUUAUGGCGACUGUCCUCGGCCUCAGGGACCUUUCCCGUAUCGGCUGGCCAGUCUUCGAGAUCCCCUCGCCACGCUGUUCCCGUGGCAACGACGAGGAAGACGAGGAUGAAGAAGACGAGGAGAAUGACUCCACGGCAACCUUCACUGCCGGUGACAGCGAUGGAGAGGACAGGGACCUAGUGGGGGAGGAGGGGGAAACUGGUGAGCCCAGAGGGGUGAAACGACAACUGAGCCGGGAGAAGAUGAACUCUCCCCCUGUUUGA
Oncorhynchus gorbuscha (pink salmon) is the source of this 2001-nucleotide messenger RNA. Its product is annotated as mitogen-activated protein kinase kinase kinase 4-like. The transcript is spliced from 6 exons. Bases 1 to 2001 code for a protein of 666 amino acids. Lineage: Eukaryota; Metazoa; Chordata; Actinopteri; Salmoniformes; Salmonidae. The record is from RefSeq and is a predicted model, not a curated record. Gene Ontology annotation, biological process: MAPK cascade; positive regulation of stress-activated MAPK cascade.